Messenger RNA from Fragaria vesca subsp. vesca, 6248 nucleotides. RefSeq lists its product as uncharacterized. The coding region runs from base 1 to 5592 and encodes 1863 amino acids. NCBI's taxonomy places the organism in Eukaryota, Viridiplantae, Streptophyta, Magnoliopsida, Rosales, Rosaceae. The transcript has 9 exons. The record is from RefSeq and is a predicted model, not a curated record. Gene Ontology annotation, molecular function: oxidoreductase activity; protein binding.
AUGGAAGGAGACGAGAAGAGGUUGGGGGCUAAGAAGAGAUCGAAGUUGAUGAAGGUUAAUCACAAUUCAGAUGGUGAUGAUGAGCCGAUUGGGUCGCUGCUGAAGAAGAGGCAGCGGAACCCUAAGAAGGUUAAGCCGGGGUUGGAGGGCGAGAGGGGGAAGAAGGUGGAGGCUGGGGAGGAGGAUUUGGGGGGAUUGGAUGAUACCUUGGCGAGUUUCAGGAAGAAGCUCAAGGGUCCUAAGAAGGAUUCUGGGGCGAGGGGAAGGAGUUCUAGCUUGGAUGUUGUGCAGUCUUCGGAUCAGGAUGGGGGUUCGGAUGUAAAAUCAGUGUCGAGAAGUGCAGAGAAAGGUCUGGUUACGGGUGAUGAUAAUGGAUGUGAUGUGAUUAGGGAUGUAGAGGCGGAAAACAAGCUUAAAGGAAAGGGGAAAAGACCCAAGGUUUCAGGUCUGGUAUCUGGGGAGGGUUCUAAUAGCUCUUUAGAUCAUCAGUUGCAAGAUUCAUUAUCGGCAUUUUUUCCUAAGGCACAGUCUAGUGUUAAUAAGAUGUCUCAUCCCUCUUCGAGUCUUAGAGAGAAGAGUGGUUCUCAGGAUUUGGAGGAUGGACUGAGCCCUAGUUCAGAAGGUGUUGGAGGAAAUAGCAUGCCUGUGGCUGUGCAGGGACAUGGUUCUGUUUCAAAACUGACCCACGAAAAACCAAGAUUUGAUGAUAGUUUGCUGUCUGAUUCUGGUUUGGAUCCGUUCGGUUCAGUCAUUGAUCAGAAUAAGAUAGAGGAAAGAAACAGAGUUUCCCAAGAUUCUGACUGCAACAGACAGAAUCAAGAGAGGUCUCAAGGACUUUGUUCUAUUCCAGAUGAGAUGAUGAAACUUGAGGAUAGAAAGAAUGAACCCACUGUGGAUCCUUCUGGUUUAAAUGUUCAAGAGGAACCGUGUAGCUUGGAUAAAUCUAAUGUAUCAGAUAGCCAGCACUUGCAGAAAACUCAAACUGUUGAGAACAGAAUGAGGCACUGCUCUGUGACAAACUCAAGCACUCUAACAAGUUGGGAACUGAAAGGGGAAAUGCCUGGGGUUGGUAACAGCGACUCCAAAGGGGGCUUUGAUGAUGCUUUGUCCAUUCAGUCCACAGAUGUUCUAGCUAGGUGCACAUCAGGUGCAGACUGUGAAAUAUCUUCUUCAGCUGGAAAACAAAUUCUGAUGCCUCAUUACAAUGAUGAUUUGCUGAACAAAUCUAACUCUUCCCCGAAUGCACUCAAGAGAGAAGAAACUACUCGUGAUUGUGGAACUGCUUACACUGAGGGGCAUGAUCUUGAUUCCAGUCAUUUGCAAGAAGAGAAUGUGAUAAUAGCUGAUUGUCAGAUAUCCUCAAUCCAGUUCAUUCAUCAAGCAAAAGCCUUGCAAACUGCCUCCAUUCAGAAGGCGAGCUAUUGUGAAGACUUGUCUUCUGAUGAAGCAUCAAAAGAGAGGAUUAUUCCAAAACAUGAUUAUAUUACUGGCAAUGAAGAGGUUGAUGGUGCUUCUCCUCCUUUAUAUGCAAUGCUAGAUGUGAACGAGAGUUUCCCAGAAGACUCAGUAUCUCAACCUGAUAUUGAAAACAAAGACAGCAAGCUAUCAGCCAUCCUGCGCGCCCCACGGAAUAUUAGGAAACGCAGGCAUGGAGACAUGGCUUAUGAGGGGGAUGUUGAUUGGGAGAUCUCAACAAAUGAUCAAGGAUUGGAUAGUGACAAUUCAAUUAGAGCGAGAGUGAAACUUGAUUCCUCUUCAAGUAUUGGCACAGAAGCUGAAAGUGGUGGGGCUGCAGCAGUGUCUGCUGGUCUUAAAGCUCACGCAGUGGGUCCUGUUGAGAAGAUUAAAUUCAAGGAGAUCUUGAAGCGCAGAGGUGGCCUUCAGGAUUACUUGGAAUGCAGGAAUCAGAUCUUAGCUCUGUGGAGCAAAGAUGUUAGUCGAAUUUUGCCUCUCACUGACUGUGGGGUAACAGAGUCUGCUUGUGUGGAUGAACCGGGGCGUGCCUCCCUAAUCAGGGAUAUUUAUGCUUUUCUAGAUCUCAGUGGUUAUAUAAAUGUUGGUAUUGCUGCCGAGAAGGAUAAAGCAGAACCUGGUUCUAAGCAUGACUAUAAAAUUCUCAGAGAAAAACCUUUUGAGGAAAUUUCUGGGGUUUCAGUUGCUGACUCAGAGGAUGGAGUUUCCUUUAUCAUUGGCCAGGUUAAGAAUUCUGAUUACCUGGAAAACUGUAGUGCUGAUGUGAGGUUCCAAAGUCGAUUGGACAAUAUGGAUGUUUCGAGUAGUGAUCCAUCUGGUGAGACAUUGGAUGGUGGAGUUGUUCCUGUUGUAACUCCAGAGAUAAAGCAUGAAUCACAGAGUAUUCAGUCAACACCAUAUGAUCAUCUACCGAGUAAUAACACCCUGCAAUGUGGUCCAGAAGUCAGAAAGGAAAUCAUUGUCAUAGGUGCUGGUCCUGCUGGCUUAACUGCUGCACGGCACUUAAAGCGUCAGGGGUUUUCAGUAAAUGUACUUGAAGCUAGGAGUCGAAUAGGAGGUCGUGUUUUUACAGACCGGUCAUCUCUAUCAGUGGCGGUGGAUCUUGGUGCUAGCAUUAUUACUGGUGUUGAGGCUGAUUGGGCAACUGAAAGAAGACCCGAUCCCUCCUCAUUGGUUUGUGCUCAGUUGGGCCUCGAGUUGACUGUAUUAAACAGUGAUUGCCCUCUUUAUGAUAUUGAAACAGGUCAAAAAGUUCCUGCAGAGCUGGAUGAAGCAUUGGAAGCAGAGUUCAACAGCCUUCUUGAUGAUAUGGUAUUGCUUGUAGCACAGAAGGGAGAACGUGCAGCAAGAAUGUCUCUUGAGGAAGGUUUUGAAUAUGCCCUUAAGAGGCGUCGUAUGGCACAGUCAGGGAGUGCUAAAGAAAAAGAAUUGCAUGGUUCAAGGGAUGAUGGCAGAACAAAUAUUGAUGGUAGAGUUGCUGAUAAAAGUUGUUCUAAGCAAGAGCUAUUGAGUCCUCUUGAGAGGAGGGUUAUGGAUUGGCAUUUUGCUAAUUUGGAGUAUGGUUGUGCUGCUCCGCUUAAGGAGGUAUCUCUCCCCCAUUGGAACCAAGAUGAUGUUUAUGGUGGCUUUGGGGGAGCUCAUUGUAUGAUUAAAGGGGGUUACAGCACUGUUGUUGAGUCUCUUGGAGAAGGAUUGCGCAUUCACUUGGAUCAUGUAGUCACUGAUAUUUCAUAUGGCGCUGAGGAUGGUGAAUUGAAUAACAACCAGCGUAACAAAGUCAAAGUCUCCACAUCAAAUGGGAGUAUCUUUUGUGGAGAUGCAGUCUUGGUUACAGUGCCUCUUGGGUGCCUAAAAGCAGAAACCAUAAAGUUUUCUCCACCAUUGCCCCAGUGGAAACAUUCUUCUAUCACGCGGCUUGGAUUUGGCGUUCUUAAUAAAGUAGUUUUGGAAUUUCCAGAUGUCUUUUGGGAUGACUCUGUGGACUACUUUGGAGCAACUGCUGAAGAAACAGACCUGAGGGGUCAGUGCUUUAUGUUCUGGAAUAUCAAGAAAACUGUUGGGGCUCCUGUUCUUAUAGCUUUAGUGGUUGGUAAGGCAGCUAUAGAAGGCCAAAAUAUGAGUUCUUCUGAUCAUGUUAACCAUGCAUUGGUGGCUCUACGUAAAUUGUUUGGAGAGGCGUCAGUACCUGAUCCAGUUGCAUCAGUUGUGACAGAUUGGGGCAGGGAUCCUUUCAGCUACGGUGCGUACUCGUAUGUUGCUGUUGGAGCUUCCGGAAAAGACUAUGACAUACUAGGGAGACCUGUUAAUAACUGCCUAUUUUUCGCUGGUGAAGCUACCUGCAAGGAGCAUCCCGACACUGUUGGUGGUGCAAUGAUGAGUGGUCUUCGAGAGGCAGUACGUGUAAUUGACAUACUGACAACGGGUCAUGAUUACACAGCAGAAGCAGAAGCAAUGGAGUCCAUACAGAGUGAGUCUGCCUCUGAGAAGGAUGAAGUUCGGGACAUAACAAGGAGACUUGAUGCGGUUGAACUUUCCAGUGUCCUUUACAAGAACAGGGAAGCCCUACUUCAGGACUUGUUCUUUAAUGCAAAAACCACUAAAGGAAGGUUGCAUCUGGCCAAAGAGUUGUUGACUCUUCCUGCUGAAACGUUGAAGUCCUUUGCUGGCACCAAAGAGGGGCUAACCACGCUUAACUCAUGGAUACUGGAUUCAAUGGGGAAAGCGGGGACUCAACUCCUGCGGCAUUGUGUUCGUCUGCUUGUUCUUGUGUCAACAGACCUACUGGCGGUGCGCUUGUCUGGCAUUGGGAAAACCGUAAGAGAGAAAGUUUGUGUACACACUAGCCGUGAUAUACGUGCCAUAGCAAGUCAGCUAGUUAGCGUGUGGCUUGAAGUCUUCCGCAGAGAAAAAGCUUCUAAUGGAGGACUGAAAUUGUCAAGGCAAGCCAGUGGUGUUGAUUCAUUGAAGAGAAAGACAGUCAGAGACUCAUCUUCUGGAAAGCCACCACUACACUUGUAUCAUGGUGCUUUUGAGCACAAAGGAAGUUUACAGGAUUCUGCAUCCACCGGAAGCCAAUUGCCUUCGAAUUCAAAUGCGAAGAAAAUGAAUGGCAAAACCAUAAGACUUGAAACAGCAAAUUCUUCAAGAUUUGGAGGUUCAACAGGCAAACCACAUGAUGAUGAAUUCGCUAUGACUGAAGAAGAAAGAGCUGCUAUUGCUGCUGCUGAAGCAGCUCGCGCAGCAGCACUUGCAGCUGCAAAGGCAUAUGCAUCUUCAGAAGCCAAGAGCAGUUCAUUGCUUCAGCUUCCUAAGAUUCCGUCGUUUCAUAAAUUUGCUCGACGGGAGCAGUACGCUCAAAUGGAUGAGUAUGAUUUUAGGAGAAAGUGGUCUGGUGGUGUUCUGGGCAGAGAAGAUUGCAUAUCAGAAAUAGACUCAAGGAACUGCAAAGUAAGGAACUGGUCUGUUGAUUUCUCUGCUGCUUGUGUCAAUCUUGACAGUUCAAGAAGGUCUGUUGAUAACCUAUCAGAGCGGAGCCAUCCCAACGAAAUCACUAGUCAGUUGAAUUUCCGUGAGCACUCAGGAGAGAGUGCUGCCGUUGACAGUAGUAUCUAUACAAAAGCAUGGGUUGAUACAGCUGGUAGUGUUGGGGUAAAGGACUAUCAUGCCAUUGAGAUGUGGCAAUCUCAAGCAGCGGCGGCUGACCCUGAUUUCUACCAUCCUGAUCCGUAUGUAAAGGAUGAGGAAGAUUCAAAUACAACUUCUAAAGGACUAAGCUGGAAGCAUGACGGACUAGUAAAUGAGAGCUCUGUUUCGCAAGUUACUGUAAACAAGGGGUCGUCGAAAAAUCAUCGUCGAGGAGCAGACCAAAUUAAGCACGCAGUUGUUGAUUAUGUGGCUUCAUUGCUUAUGCCCCUCUAUAAAGCUAAAAAGAUUGAUAGAGAGGGAUACAAGUCAAUCAUGAAGAAAAGUGCUACCAAGGUUAUGGAGCAAGCCACUGAUUCAGAGAAAGCAAUGGCUGUGUCCGAGUUUCUUGAUUUCAAGCGCAGGAACAAGAUUCGUGCCUUUGUGGAUAAAUUGAUUGAGAAGCACAUGGCAGUGAAACCUGGUGUGAAAUCUUGAUACUGGGUCAUUGAUCUGUGUCUUCGAUGCACUACUGGACGGCACUGUGCAGAAGUUCGCAAUUUUGUUCGGGGAUGAAUUCACAGCUUUAGCUGGCAGUGUGGGGCUACAGAUAUAUCAUACCAGAUUCUUGGUUAAACUGCCAACAAGCUCUGUAUGACUGUGGAGGCUGUGGAACAAAGGGCAUGGUUUGCUGCCGUCGGUUGAUUCAUAUUUGGUGGGCAUCUUGAACUGCAAUUAGAACUGGUCGAGUAAGCGCCAGUAAUGAGCAUUUCCAGAUGCAAGCGGGAGUAAGCGCAAAACAAGUUGCUUUCUCAUUUCAAUAGGGUAUGGGGAUGAUAUGAAAUUGGCCCAGUCUCAUCCAUCAUGGAUGUACUGGUGAAAAUUUAAGACGUCAGACCCUAAUUUUUAUUCAGGGAUCCUCAGGGAGGAGAAACUAAUAAUCAUCGACUUUUUGAUGGUCUUCAAUGUGUACAGAUUAGGAUUGUGUUAGUGACUAGUAACAAGAAGAAUACAGAACAGUUUUCCAUGGCCAAAGUAAUAUGUGAUGUUUACUUUUUUAAUUUAACAUUGAUCACUAAUUUUACUUUUGUUCCCCGAAGUUAAAUUUCCAUCUCGCAUUAUUAGCAGCCUUGCAAGGGCUGCAGUUUCUGCUU